AUGCGCUGCGAGCUAAAUCAGGACAGGCCAGUCCGGAGCUUCAAACCUCAGCAGGAGGAUAAGCCAAACUGUAAGCUGUUGCUUAGUACGAUUUGCCUGGGGGAGAAAGCCAAAGAGGAGAUGAAUCUUGUGGAAAUCUUGCCCAUGUCCUACCAGACGAGCAAGAAGACUCCUAUCACCAUCGCCUCUCUUCAGGCCUCCACCCUGCCCAUGGUCUCCGUGACUGGACUGGAACUUUCUCCACCAGUCAUUUUUCAGCUCCGGGCUGGCUCUGGACCUGUGUUCAUUAGUGGUCAGGAGUCCUAUGAAAAAAAAGCUGGAAAAAGAAGAGGAGGCAGUGAGGUAUCUCAUUCCACAUCUAAAUUGUUCUUCGUACUGCAGCCCUAUGGCUACCAGGAAUGA
Elephantulus edwardii (Cape elephant shrew) is the source of this 402-nucleotide messenger RNA. RefSeq names its product nucleophosmin/nucleoplasmin 2 (gene NPM2). The transcript has 6 exons. NCBI's taxonomy places the organism in Eukaryota, Metazoa, Chordata, Mammalia, Macroscelidea, Macroscelididae. Gene Ontology annotation, molecular function: histone binding; RNA binding; chromatin binding. Gene Ontology annotation, biological process: positive regulation of DNA replication; chromatin remodeling. The coding region runs from base 1 to 402 and encodes 133 amino acids. The record is from RefSeq and is a predicted model, not a curated record. Gene Ontology annotation, cellular component: cytoplasm; nucleolus; nucleoplasm.